AUGUUAUUUGAGUCACACCAAUUUGAUACAAAUACCAUGCUUAAUACCAAAGACAAGUCGGAUAAUAUGCCAGCUUCCAUGAAACAUUACUAUGAUAGCGAAGACGAUGACGAAACAUUGGCUACAGCUAUUGAUGAUUUAUCAAGUCUACUUUUAUACCCAUCGCAUCCUUUGAUCGAUACCGAACUAUUCUUAGAUCAAAUGCAAGAUCCUACAAACCCUCAUAUCUCUCAAUGUCAAAAUACUUACUUUAUGGAUGGCGGUGUGCGAUUCAUAUCUCUGCCUACAUUAGGUAGCAGUAAUACAAAAGCAACGUCACCUCUAUCUCGUAUAUUCGAAGAAUGGCUAGCAAAUAAACUCUACAGUCAUCCUAAUAAGAUGGUCAAUUUAAAUAACUAUCAGCAAGAUGACGAUAUGAUGGCGAUAGAUGAACCCGAAGAUAUUUACAAUGACCAAUUACCAAUAUUAGAAGAUAACAUUGAAUUAUUAUCCGAAGAUAUUAUAAAUAUAUUCAAAUCAAGAAAAAGAGCACUAAAAGGUCUCUCCAACAUUCUAAUCAAGAUUAGAACAGGACAUGUAUAUACCUAUCAUCAAUUGGAAAAUGGCCAACCAUUAAUAACUGAAGAUAUGGAAGACUUUUUCCAACAGUUUCCGCUCUUUGUGGAAAUCCUUAUAUACGCAACACAAGAAGAACACAUGAACAAUGAAGAAGACGAUAUUAACUUUUUACUGGUUGUUGAAAAUACCACUUUGAAUCCUGGAGAUCCUUAUAAAGCAAUGGAAAAUAUUCAAUUUUAA
This is a messenger RNA of Mucor mucedo, 798 nucleotides long. RefSeq lists its product as uncharacterized. Bases 1 to 798 code for a protein of 265 amino acids. The transcript is spliced from 3 exons. NCBI's taxonomy places the organism in Eukaryota, Fungi, Mucoromycota, Mucoromycetes, Mucorales, Mucoraceae. The record is from RefSeq and is a predicted model, not a curated record.